Molecule: messenger RNA, 1447 nt
Organism: Suillus discolor
Lineage: Eukaryota; Fungi; Basidiomycota; Agaricomycetes; Boletales; Suillaceae
Exons: 2
Coding region: 178-1305 (375 amino acids)
Source: RefSeq, a predicted model, not a curated record
AAUGAUAAUAUCGAAGCAUGCCAUGAAGUGGAAGAGGCGUUUGUGAAGUGUGGCAAGGCCAUAGCCCAUCUUUGUAGCCAGUCGCUGGAAAUACCUUAUCGCCUUCGCUACAAAGCCGGGCAUAGGUAUAUCCACGGUUAUUGGGAAAGCAAGAGCCGUUUCAUUCGUGAUGCGUUCAUGGACAGCCGUGACGCCUGCAAUCGCCUCAAGAACACACAGCAAGCAGACGAUCGAAAGAAGCAUAAGCAUAAGGCUGAUGCACGCACGUCUCUGAGAACACUGGUUGUCCACGGGGAUUCCCAUUUCUUUAUGCUUCCAGAUGAAGAAAGAUUAAUUUGGGGUGGUGAUUUCCGGUGGCGUCGCAGUGACGGGCUCCUGCCCAGCUGUGAAGAUUUUGACUGGCUCGUCGACUACUUGGUGGAAGAAGCAAACACCGCAGCAGAUGAUAAAACUGUAGGCGACGCUCUGCUUGCGCUGAGUGCCAUGCCCAACCUAAGGAGCUCUACCAAGCGUCAUUCCUACAUAACGGCGCUCAUCCGUUGCAUAGACCCUGCCAGACCUCCCCGUGUCCGACAUGCUGCACUACGAGCCAUUGCUGAUGCUGGAGAAGAAUUGGCAUCCAUGACAAAUGAGUCAAUACCACAGAGUGUGGAUGCAACACUCUUGAACAAGCUUUCGUGUGCUAUUUUGACUGUUGUAUGUCCAAAUCACUCGCAGGACCAGACAGUCCCAUGCAGUACCUCUUUUCAGUGGCGUGGAGGUGCUUGCUACUUUCGUCUCAUAUUUGCUCUUGCACAGAGUGAUGAGUGGCGCGAACGUCUGACCCGUGAUGGUCAUUUCGAGCAUUGCAUUGUUCUAGCCAAGCACCUAACCCAGACUUGGCUUGCCGGAUGCUACCUUGCUGGGGUCUUCGCAUAUAUCAAUUCCUCAGACAAGCUUCUUCCUCUCGACCCUACCCAGAAGAGGUGGCAGGCAUUCAUCAGGAAAGGAUGGGAAGGAGCACGCUACGGAGUUUACACAGACGUCGACGUCGGCGCGCUAUCUGCCCUCGUUGUGGCGACAAGGCAUAAAUUGCGAAGCUGGGAUUUUAGCGUUCCUAACGAAGAGUUAACAGAACUCACUGCAUGUGUGUAUAGGGCUUUGGAAUCAAUGCAAAGCACGAAAGAUUCCCUUGUGCUUUUUGGUCUAGAUCAGGUUCUAUUCGAUGCUGCCCUAUCCUCUGUGCAGGGCUUGUAUGACGAUUUGCGUCGCAUGAUCGAGAACCCAAAUGCUUUGCAGACGGACAAUGGGUCUUUGCAGUCUUAAAGGCGGGUCGUUAUGUAGCAGUAUCACAUAUCCUACAAUACUAACUUCAAGUUGAACUUGGAUUGGUAUUCGAGCCAUUAAUUUACCAGUAAGUACUGCACCUACUAUUCAAUUCCGUGCGAUAACUGUUUUCCCUUCAUGA